GUAUCUGGUGUUCAUUUGACUUGUGAAGAAGAAACGGUUUGUGCUUCUGUCCAUUGCAAAAUGUCUCAUCCUGUGCUCCCAUGGAGCAUAACAUCCCAACAUGUAUAUCUGCAGUUUACUAGACUUUAUAGUGCUCUUAUCAGUGUGCUAGCACAGACCUUUUGUGGAAUGGGGGGUGAGGGAAUUGUAUAUAAUGUGCCUCGCUGAUUUCCCAUCUCUUGAAAUCUCAUGGUUCCUCUCUCCUGCCUCUGCCUCUCUCUCUUUAAAAAAAGUUAUUUUCCUCUCUCUUGUUGAUUUCAUAUGAGUGAUUGCUUUAAUUUAUUCCCCUUGCAAUGGCCUGCACCACCGCUACUCUCAGGGAUUGACGAUGUAUAUUGUCUACCUUUCUGGGCUAUUUUGCUCCAGAGAGGAUACAGAGAUGCCGUUAAAAAAAGAAAGGGAAAAAGCCUGUACGAUGUUGCAUUGUGCGUAAGAAAGAGGUGAGCAGGGAUACAGGGUGAGUUAUUCAUAGCAUCUGUUUCUCAGGCAGGGCGGAGACCAAACAUCACCUCGCUACAAGCUUCAGAAUUGGAGUCACAUAGGGUCAAGGGGAGCUGAAACACUCACACGCCUAUAAUCUCUUAAGUGCUACAAAAAAAAAUGAAAUAAAGCAAAAUAAAUAAACAAUCCUUUCAGGCAUUGCAGAAAAUCUGCUGAGCACAGAUCGUGAAACCCUGUUGGGAAAUAACACUUGUUCUCAGAAAAGCAGUAAUUUAUUUCCCGUGCUCUUCAGAGAUGGUAGCAUUGUGGGAAAGUAGAAAUGUUGUACGCCUCAUGCACAGGACCCGUUCCUAGAAGGAGUUUAACCCACCCAUUCAACGAUAUUAUCAAUACCGUAUCCCUGUGGGGAAUGAAAUCUCAGAGGUUCCCCAAGUAUCACCCACUGCUUUGAGGGUCUACCAAUAUUGUAAGUGUUAUGUACUGAGUUGAAUAGGAUCCAGAAUGCAGCAGUCUGAUUGGUCCUAGAACAAUAGGAUCCCGAAUGCAGCAGUCUGAUUGGUCCUAGAACAAUAGGAUCCCGAAUGCAGCAGUCUGAUUGGUCCCAGAGCAAUAGGAUCCCGAAUGCAGCAGUCUGAUUGGUCCUAGAACAAUAGGAUCCAGAAUGCAGCAGUCUGAUUGGUCCUAGAACAAUAGGAUUCAGAAUGCAGCAGUCUGAUUGGUCCUAGAACAAUAGGAUUCAGAAUGCAGCAGUCUGAUUGGUCCUAGAACAAUAGGAUCCAAAAUGCAGCAGUCUGAUUGGUCCUAGAACAAUAGGAUCCAAAAUGCAGCAGUCUGAUUGGUCCUAGAACAAUAGGAUCCCGAAUGCAGCAGUCUGAUUGGUCCUAGAACAAUAGGAUCCCGAAUGCAGCAGUCUGAUUGGUCCACAGGAGCCACCCAAUCCAGCUCCAAAUGGAAGUGAAUCUGCAACCUGAUUGGCCUACAGGAGAAUGCCGGAAUUAGCCAAUCAUGUGGGGCCCAUUGUGUAAAUAAUGUAUAUAAAGCAGACAUUCUGGGGGAACUUCCAUUCCUCCUCACCACUAUGAGCUGAAUAAAGAGCAUGAAAUCCUCUCUCGACUCUGAGUAUAUUUCAGUAAGGCACUAGGAAAACCCAUACCCGCUACCCUGCGGGAUAUUUUUGGGAGAAGAAAAGCAACACAAAUCCAAAGCAGAGUCCCAAAGAUGGUUGGAUGGAGUCUUGUAUACUUCUUCCAGAUACUCCUGCAGCCAAGCUGGUGUAAAAUGUAUUGAUCUGCUUUCCUCUGGAGCACAUCAGUGAGGCCGAGAGGAGGGUGGGUCUUGCUGUCUGGGCAGCUCAGGACCUCCAUACACACUGCCCAGGCUUGCGUCCCAGGAAGGUCACUUUGGUGCCACUAACACAGCAAAAGCAACAUGAGAAGCAGUUACGAGUUGCCAGUCUCUACAGCCACUGUGAUUCUCCAGCGAUUUGACUUCACCCCUGGAGGUGCACUCCGCUGUCUCUCAAGACGCCGACGAAGCAGGCGGCUUUGUAGCAAGGAAAAAGAGCCCUGCUAAAUUUGACCAAAACCUUAAUUACUACUGUGGGAAGGUUAAGGAUAGUAGGAAAGGAUAUACAGUGGUACCUUGGGUUACAGACGCGUCAGGUUACAGACGCUUCAGGUUACAGACUCUGCUAACCCAGAAAUAGUACCUUGGGUUAAGAACUUUACCUCAGGAUGAGAACAGAAAUCACGCAGCGAUGGUGCAGCAGCAGCGGGAGGCCCCAUUAGCUAAAGUGGUACCUCAGGUUAAGAACAGUUUCAGGUUAAGAACGGACCUCCAGAACGAAUUAAGUUCUUAACCCAAGGUACCACUGUACUGGAUAAAUAUUAUCCUUCCUUCACUCAUGCUAGUGAGUGAUGUAGCAGAGCAGAUUAGAUUCCCCUCAAUAUAGCAGGAAGCUAGUUUGCAGAUUCGUUUGAAUCUCUUUAGUUAAGUAAUCCAAUCUGGCUUGCUCAGAUGGACUAUUCCUGGUGUCCCCUUUCAUCCUUCUGAAGAGAAUAAAGACUUUUUCCUUAAAAGUAACAAGAAGUUUACUCACAUUUCAGUACACGAUUUGAUCCCUGAAAGGCAGGCUUUACUUAGUAGUUACAUAACAAUCUGUGAGUUCAUCUCACAUGGAGAUUGAACUUAUGUGCUGCUGGCUGAGAGCCAGCAGACAGCAAACUUACAUUGUUGUUGUUGUUGUUUAGUCGUUUAGUCAUGUCCGACUCUUCGUGACCCCAUGGACCAGAGCACGCCAGGCACUCCUGUCUUCCACUGCCUCCCGCAGUUUGGUCAGACUCAUGUUUGUAGCUUCGAGAACACUGUCCAACCAUCUCGCCCUCUGUCGUCCCCUUCUCCUUGUGUCCUCCAUCUUUCCCAACAUCAGGGUCUUUUCCAGGGAGUCUUUCUUCUCAUGAGGUGGCCAAAGUAUUGGAGCCUCAGCUUCAGGAUCUGUCCUUCCAGUGAGCACUCAGGGCUGAUUUCCUUAAGAAUGGAGAGGUUUGAUCUUCUUGCAGUCCAUGGGACUCUCAAGAGUCUCCUCCAGCACCAUAAUUCAAAAGCAUCAAUUCUUCGGUAUUCAGCCUUCUUUAUGGUCCAGCUCUCACUUCCAUACAUCACGACUGGGAAAACCAUAGCUUUAAUUAUACGGACCUUCGUCGGCAAGGUGAUGUCUCUGCUUUUUAAGAUGCUGUCUAGGUUUGUCAUUGCUUUUCUCCCAAGAAGUAGGCGUCUUUUAAUUUCGUGGCUGCUGUCACCAUCUGCAGUGAUCAUGGAGCCCAAGAAAGUAAAAUCUCUCACUGCCUCCAUUUCUUCCCCUUCUAUUUGCCAGGAGGUGUUGGGACCAGUGGCCAUGAUCUUCAUUUUUUUUAUGUUGAGCUUCAGACCAUAUUUUGCGCUCUCCUCUUUCACCCUCAAUAAAAGCUUCUUUAAUUCCUCCUCACUUUCUGCCAUCAAGGUUGUGUCAUCUGCAUAUCUGAGGUUGUUGAUAUUUCUUCCGGCAAUCUUAAUUCCGGGUAGGGAUUCAUCCAGCCCAGCCUUUUACAUGAUGAGUUCUGCAUAUAAGUUAUAUAAGCAGGGAGACAAUAUACAGCCUUGUCGUACUCCUUUCCCAAUUUUGAACCAAUCAGUUGUUCCAUAUCCAGUUCUAACUGUAGCUUCUUGUCCCACAUAGAGAUUUCUCAGGAGACAGAUGAGGUGAUCAGGCACUCCCAUUUCUUUAAGAACUUGCCAUAGUUUGCUGUGGUCAACACAGUCAAAGGCUUUUGCAUAGUCAAUGAAGCAGAAGUAGAUGUCUUUCUGGAACUCUCUAGCUUUCUCCAUAAUCCAGCGCAUGUUUGCAAUUUGGUCUCUGGUUCCUCUGCCUCUUCUAAAACUUACAUUAAGAGAAGAAAAUGGCUGCAGGAGAGCAGCAAGUGAGAGAUCAAGCAAGAGAGAGAUCGAGAGAGAGAAAAUGGCUGCGUGACUCGAUCACGCAGAUCACGCAGAUCACAUGCAGUGGGAGGAUGCUCCAGACCAGUGGAACAGGAAGUUACACUGACUGGAUGUCCCCUUGCCUGUGCCCACUCUAGGGAAAUAAGGAAUGUUGUACUUGACUGUUCCAAAGGAUCAUAUCCCACAACUACAUGAUCCUGUGAGCUGCAGCAGCCAGCUCUUAUAAUUUCUUCUCUACUUUUUGAUUGUAAUUUGAAGUUAAGUCUUCAAGCUGCUUCACAUUUUGUUGUCUUACUUCUUUUCAUAGCUGUCAACUUACAGAUUUGAAAAUAAGGGACCAGCAGCCUUGAAAAUAAGGGACCAGCAGCCAAAAUAAGGGACCUGCAGCCUCACCUGUUCCAGGCACUCCAUGGACUUCCUGUCCUCUUGCAGUCUGGUCAAACUCAUGCUGGUAGCUUCGAGAACACUGUCCAACCAACUUUGUAACCAGAGGUUCAACUGAAUAGAAUCUGAAUCACAUGCACCACAAGGCCUAUGCAGCCUCAACUUAAGAUGGCUCCCCAGCCUGGCUUUGCACUGCAAAGUUUGUGGUAGCACGUGCAACAAUAUGGCAUCCAGCAUUCAAAACCCCCUCUCAGCUUGCAUUAACUAGCCACACACAAGGCAUGCAAGCUCCACCCCCCAGUCGUUCUUAGACUUCUUAUUGGGUGAGCAACACAGCCAAGCAACACAGUUGGAGCCUCCCUCCUCCCUAGCCGGCAGGGAGGGAGGGAGAGGAGCUGCUUCCUUUGAAAUUUAAGGGACAUCAUUUAAGGGACAUUUAAGGGACAUCCAUCAAUAAGGGACAGCAGCGGGACAUGGCGCUGGAAUAAGGGACUGUCCCUUCAAAUAAGGGACACUUGCCAGCUAUGCUUCUUUUUUUAUCACCGUUGGCUUUUAAAAAACCAGAUUUUUUAAAAUUUUGCAAAGCACCUUGACAACUUUUGUUAGAGGGCAAGCAUAUAAGUAGAAACAAUUAAAAAACACACAAAUAUUUACCCAUCUAACCAAUUCCCCCUAAAUUGUGGCUAUGUAAUGUUGACAAUGACAAAGAGAGAGCCAAAAGCCUCAUAAACUGAAGCUUAUUUAACAUGGGAGAAAAGGCUCAUGUAUGUCAGAGAUCUGGCAAGUACUUUCAGUGAUGCAUUUCAGCUGGCAAUUAAAAACAUUUCUGUUCACCCAGGCAAUUGCAGCUUGUUGACUGCUGCCUCAUUUGCUCUUUGUUUACUGUGUUUAUCCUGUGAUUUAUGCUUUGUAUAUUUUGAUGUGGUGUAAUGAAGCUUAUGAUAUUGUUUAAAUUAUUUGCUGUAAACUAUUUUGCUAAGUCAUGUGAAAAGUGGUAUAUAAAUAGAUGAAUAAUAAUGUAACACAGUAAUUAUUAGUAGGGCUCUGCCAAAAUUUUUCAGAAAAGACGUUUUUGACAUUUUUAAAAAAACCUCUUUUUCUUUUUUAAAAUGCUUUUUAUUAAAUUUGUCAUUGGUUAUUGAUAUACAUAUUCCAAUUCCUAUAUACCGUAUUUUUCACUUGAUAAGACACACCAGACCACAAGACACACCUAGUUUUUGGAGGAGGAAAACAAGAGGAAAAAAUUCUGAAUCUCAGAAGCCAGAACAGCAAGAGGGAUUGCUGCGCAGUGAAAGCAGCAAUCCCUCUUGUUGUUCUGGCUUCUGGGAUAGCUGUGCAGCCUGCAAUCGCUCCAUAAGAUGCACACACAUUUCCCCUUACUUUUUAGGAGGGAAAAAGUGAGUCUUAUAGAGCAAAAAAUAUGAUAUAUAUAUAUAUAUAUAUAUAUAUAUAUAUAUAUAUAUACAGUAUAUAUACAGUAUAUAUAUAAACCAGACAAUAUCCAUAUUUAUUCACAAGUGAUUUCUUCAAAAUACUUGUUUGCAAGCUCCUCACAAACUGCUGGAGAAUUUGACUCCUCCCCUGAAGGAUAUUUGGAGAAAUAGCCUCCCCAAUAUUUUCACCCAUGAUUAUUAUUUUUUUGUGGAUCAAGAUUUUAAAAUGUUUAAUAUUAUCCUAAAGGCUCCUACUCCCUCUUCCCUAAAGGACACCUCUUUCUCUAGCCACCAAUGUGAACUAACAAUAGGAUAAUUUUCUGAGAAAACUGCAUACCCCUAAGUGUCUCUGUUUUCCAGGGACAGUCCCGGAUUACAGAAGCCUUCUCGGUUUCUGAUUUGAUCCUGGAAUGUCCCACUUUUCACCAGAGAAAUGUUGGAGGGUAUGAAAUGGUUGGAAAGUUCCAACUUUCCCCACCGAGAAUUUUCAGCAAAAUCCCUUGCCUCAUUUCACCAGGCACAAAGGGCAUGGUGAAUUCAGGGGAUCCAUUUUCACUCAGUGAAACUUCUCACCAUGUGGCCACCAUGUCUCAAGUUAUAUUUUCAACAUGCAUGCAUUGUGCUCUAUAAUACGGUUCUAAAACCAGAAACUGCCUUGGCCUCCACAGAUCAUUAACAUGAGCAUGCCUCAAACAGAACCUAUGGAGUUAUGGUCAUGAUUUGGUACACAUGGCCUCAAGAUGGCACCUCAAGCUUUGCAGUAAAGAUGAGGGAAGGCCAGCAGUUAGCACAUUUCGUCUUCAAACGAGAAUUAACUAACGAGUAGAAUAUGUAGCUUUUGAUUCAACCCACUUCUAGGAAUACACUGGGUGGCAAAUUUCAGCUGACUUCCUUCUCGCGGCUACGAUUCUGAAGCAAUACAAGGGUUAAAUCUUGUCAAAAUGUGACAUUGACAUAAUGCUCUAGCUUUCCUACAUCAGCUAGUGUCCACCUUCCCAUAUCGGGGACAUACCUUCCAAAAUUUCCCCAGUGAAAAUAGGAACAUCCUAUUCCAUAAUAACAAUGAUUUUAUUAUUUAUUACAGCUUACAGUUCCCAGUAACUUCCACAUUGGCAUGAGGCUGUGUGCACUAACACCUUCCUGAUUCCACACAUUCCACAUUGCUUCACACAUUAAACGCUCACUUCCGUCUGAGACUCAGGAAACACCGUGACAGGAAAUGAGGCCGCCAUCAGGGGUAGCAACGGAACUGAUGAUUCACCGUGCUAGAGAAGAAACUACAAAUUUUAAAUUUGUUAGUUAUUUCUGCCAUUAGAUUCACAAAAUGAUUAGGGGUAUGCGUACCCUUGCGUACCCCCGGGGGGGGGGGGAAGCACUUCGUAACAUGAAGAACUGAACUUGAAAAUGGAAAAAUGAGAAACCGGGAGAAACCAAAAUUUACAGAGUCCAUCGUCCUUCCAUGCUUUCCCCUCACCACCAAGCUCCUUUUUGUUAGGCUACUGUGAUAUCUCUCUGCUGGGGUGGAGAGGGAUUUUUCUCAGCCUUUGGUUCUUUCCCUUCCACAUGCAGAUCAUAUUCUUCCAUUUAAUAAGCACAUUAUUAGGUGCAACAUCUGACAUUCACUCCUCUUCCCUUGCCCAUAUCAUGCUCUUUUAGGGAUAUUUCAUUCUUGUGUUAUUGCCUUCCUCAGCACCACAGGGCAUUUACAACACAAACACAUUAGGAAAGCCCUAUAUCAGCUACCGAGGGCUCGGCUCUGUUGGACAAAAUCAGUUCACAUUAACAGUAUUGAAGGCACGGGGUAUUUAGUAUGAUUUUUGGCCUUGCGCCUGGAGUUGCAGCAAGCUCACAGCAACAAAACUGCCUUUGAAAUUUUGCUGGUGCAAAGAUGUCCGCUCAGGCAACUUAGGAAACUUUGGGAUUCCCCACAGUUUAUGGAAAUUUUGUCUGCAAUUCCAUUGGUUAUAAAAACAACAAAUGGAUUGCAUUAGGUUCCAUAACAUUCCAGUUAAAAUUCAACGAUAUUUUUUAAUUCUUCGUUUCUCCUCUUCCUCAGAUGGGGAAAUGCAGAGCUUCUUUAGAAGAGAUGAGUGAUACUCUUUUUACAUGUUGCUGUCUGUGUAAUUUUUUAAAAAAAAUAACCUAUCUUGAGUGCCUUAAAUGUAUUGUGUAAGAGUAGCAACUCCUUGACAUCUCAUGGAACAUCCUUCUCUUGGAUAUCAAGGAGAUAAAGAACUACAGUGCUACCUUCGUUCUCAAACGUAACCCGUUCUGGAAGUCCAUUUCAAAACCAAAGCAUCCCAAAACAAAGGAACGCUUUCCUAUAGAAAGCAAUGCAAAACGGAUUAAUCCGUUCUAGAUUUUUUAAAACAACAAUUUAACAUGAAUUUUACUAUCUAACAAGACCAUUGAUCCAUAAAAUGAAAGCAAUAAUCAAUGUACUGUAAUAUAAAAUAAAUAAGACAGUAUUGUAGAUGAUAAAAAUUAAAAUGAAUUCUUUUUCUUACCUGAGCUGAUGAUAGUCAUCGUCUGAAUGGAGGGCUUUUAUCCAUUUCCGCAGUCACACAAACAAAUGAACCAAAAAAGCCUCAAAAACAAAAACGCAACAUAAAUAGCAAAGACAAAAGUGCCAAACUUAAUCCGUUCCGGAGGUCCGUUUGACUCCCAAAAUGUUCAAAAAUCAAGGCACAGCUUCUGAUUGGUGCAGACGCCCCGGAAACAAUAGCCAACAAGCGCAUCAGACGUUCAGCUUCCGAAAAAUGUUCAAAAACCGCCACACUUUCUUCCGAAUUUUUGGCGUUUGAGAACCAAGGUACCACUGUACACAACUUUUAGAAGACAUCUGAAGGCAGCCCUGUAUCAGGAAGUUUUUAAUGUUUGACAUUUUAUUAUGUUUUUAUAUUUUGCUGGAUGCUGCCCAAAGUGGCUGGAGACACCGAGCCAGAUGGACGGGGUAUAAAUAAUAAAAUUGUUGUUGUUUUUGUUAGCUCAGGUCACCUUAAGGCAGGUCCCCAGUUCCUAUCAGCCUCAGCCACCAUGUCCAAACAUUUGGAUGGAACCUCGUUGGCUAUGUUUGCUUUUUGAUAAGGGUGACUAUCUAUGAGAGGAAUGGAUUCAUUAUGGACUGCAAUAGCACUUCUACCUGUGCUGCUUCUUGCUGCUUUAGUUUUUUUUUUAUAAUUAAUAUUUAUUAAGUUUUCAAAGAAUAACAACAAAAAUUUCCAAAAAAAUUUGAAAAUACAAAAAACAAAAAUGAUAAAGAAAUAAAAAAGAAAACACCCAACCAUAAAGAAAAAAAGAAAAAAAGAAAAACAAAAGUAUAAAUUCAUUUACGAUCUCUGUUAACUUCCUUUCUAGACUUCCUCCUCCUCCCCUCUCUUGUUUCUUAAUUUUUAAUUUUUACAGCAAAUCCUUUCUGUUUUUUCAUAACAUUCUAUCAUUACAUUUCCUUAUUCUAUUUUCCCUCUUGUCAUAUAAAAACUUUAAAACUCAAAGCUUAUAUUCAGUAUUUACCAAAUUCUUACAUCAUUACCUUUUGCAAAUCAUUUACCAAUCAUUACUUAAGCCAUAUAAUUUCAUUCAACAUCUUUCAAACAUUUAUGAACGUUCCCAAUAUUGAAAAAUAGAAAAUAAAAUAAAAUAAUAAGUCAGACACAAUCCAGUCAACUUCCAGCGCCCUCCCCUGGACCCGGGAUUGUCAGUCCUUUUAACCUCAAUAGUCCGGCUCCUUAACCUGGUUGUCUCGUGUCCGAGGCCCUCAAAUCUCUUUCUUGCCCCUUUCGCAGCUCUUCUUGAUGUUUCCCUUUCAGUCGUGGGUACUCCAGCAGAAAGAUACUUUUGACCCUUUGCAGCAAGUCCAUCUCAUGCCCAUUGUCCAAGCCAGACAGCAGAUAAUACCACUUCAAGUUUCCUUGAAACUUGGAGGCUCCGACUACUCCAAUCCUCUGAUGGCCCAUCACCAGACUCGGAAAGUCCAGAUAACCAUAUAAAGGGGGGUCAAUCCAUCCCCCAUUUCCAAAUCUAACCACAUUUCAUCUUUCCGAAUCUGAUUUAUCCCAAGUUCAUUUAUCAAGUUCAAAGGCUGAUCCUGCCGGUCCAAAGGUCCCUCCAUCUCUGAAGCCUCCAUCACUACAGCAGGUUCAUAUACUUGUAGAUAUUUUAACUGAGUUCCAUUUACUUGCUGCUGUGCUCUGGUAACUUCCGUCAUCAAGGUCGUCUCCUGACGCAUCUGGUCCAGCUGGGCACUUAGUUUUGAAAAACCUUCCAGGAACAUUUGUUCAAGCCUUUGUACAAGCAUUAUCCUUCAAGGUCAAAGAAAAUUCUUUCCCACGAUUAUAGUCCUUCACUUUUAAGCUCUCUGCGUUGCAGUUUCACUAAAUCCCACUAGAGGGAAAACCUUUUUUUCCUUUUUUUUUUUUUAUAAAGGAGAAAAACAUCAGCAACAGUCUUUCUUUUCCAGAUACACUUUAUCCAAAGUUCCCCCUUCAAAAUUCAAGAGGCAACAGUAGAGUCACAAUGUUACCUUUCUUUUAACUAUCUGUCGAGCUGGACAAGCUUCAAAACGUCAGUUCUGACAGCCCGCUCCUGGUUCAGGGCGGUGGAAAAUUACUUUGUUUUAAACUCACUUCCGCAGGGUUAAAAGUCCAAAACAACCCCCUUCUUCUCCUGCAGUCAAAGGGGGGUUCAGAAAUCUUAGAUGUUGAAUUCUAGUUCUCUCAGAAUUUAAUUUUCAAGCUUUAGUAUAUUUUGUCUUUGCUUUCUUCACGUAACAAAAGAACGGAAGGCUGACUUCCUGUUUAGACCUUCCGUUCCAAGUCCCAAUUAAAUUCAAUUUCAAGUCCAAUUUAUUUAUUUAUUCACCAGUCUUAAAAGUAAUUCAGCUCUUCCAAGAUCAGGUACUCACGGAUAGAUGUUUUAGAUGCCAAAUUGUCCCAGGAAAAAGGCAGCGCUCUCCGGAAACGGCAGUGCGGCUUUGCUGCACGAAAGAAGCAGUCGACUCACAGCACCACGCACCUCCCACUCCGGAGCCCGUUACCGGGCUCCUGUACAAGGGGAGAGAGCGCUCACGGUGCCCGCUGAGUCCCACGUCCACAGGCUUCAUCCGCCU
This is a messenger RNA of Podarcis lilfordi (Lilford's wall lizard), 10878 nucleotides long. NCBI's taxonomy places the organism in Eukaryota, Metazoa, Chordata, Lepidosauria, Squamata, Lacertidae. The record is from the annotation of a GenBank genome assembly.